This is a messenger RNA of Pungitius pungitius (ninespine stickleback), 4396 nucleotides long. RefSeq names its product v-ski avian sarcoma viral oncogene homolog b (gene skib). The transcript has 7 exons. Lineage: Eukaryota; Metazoa; Chordata; Actinopteri; Perciformes; Gasterosteidae. The coding region runs from base 500 to 2572 and encodes 690 amino acids. Gene Ontology annotation, biological process: negative regulation of transcription by RNA polymerase II; negative regulation of BMP signaling pathway. Gene Ontology annotation, cellular component: nucleus. Gene Ontology annotation, molecular function: RNA polymerase II cis-regulatory region sequence-specific DNA binding; DNA-binding transcription factor activity, RNA polymerase II-specific; SMAD binding. The record is from RefSeq and is a predicted model, not a curated record.
ACCAGACACAAACAAACAGAAAGGGCGAGGGAGAGAGAGAGAGAGAGGGAGAGAGAGAGAGGGGGGAGAGAGAGAGAGAGAGAGGGAGAGAGAGAGAGAGUCUCACACGUUGAGUGAGUCGGGAGACAGACUGAGAGUAGCUUACGCCAGACUGAGCCGACGAGGCGUAUUUCGAGCUCGCGUUGGGAGUGCGUAAAACCGCAGGAGCGCACAGAAACACGGCACCCGCUGAUUGUACGUUGGAUCCUACGCGUUCCGAGCGUCGGAGUUGUCGACUUUAAUUGCGGUUUCUUACAGGAACUGCCCGAGUGAAUUCAGCAGGCGUCGUUGUUUUUUUUUUUUUUUUUUUUUUUCUGAAUGGACGCGCUGGGAAGCUUCUCCGGUGACAUGGAAAUGCGCGUUAUUGAGCGUGUAGCCGGAUGCUGAGGACGCCCGAUCCUUUAAGUCAAUUUAAGCUUUCAUUUUGAGUUUGUAUCUCUACUUCCCACCCGACGACAACAUGGAGGGCACGAGCUUCCAGCCCCAUCCCGGACUUCAACAAACUCUGAAGCAGUUUCAUCUGAGUUCCAUGCGCUCCCUCGGCGGCCCGGCGGCGUUCUCCGCCCGGUGGCACCAGGACUCAUAUUUCGGUAAAGAUGGGAAAUCCGUCGAGAUGAUGCUCACCCUCCCAACUCAGACACCCCCGGUGAUGUCCGGUCCACUUUUCAUCCCUUCCGACCGCUCCACGGAGCGGUGCGAGACGGUCCUGGAGCGGGAGCCCAUCUCCUGCUUCGUGGUCGGCGGUGAGAAGCGGCUGUGCCUCCCGCAGAUCCUCAACAGCGUCCUGAGAGAUUUCUCCCUGCAGCAGAUCAACUCGGUGUGCGACGACCUGCACAUCUACUGCUCCAGGUGCACGGCGGACCAGCUGGAGAUCCUCAAGGUGGUGGGUAUCCUGCCCUUCUCGGCUCCGUCCUGCGGGCUGAUCACGCAGACGGACGCCGAGCGCCUCUGCAACGCGCUCAUCUACGGCGGCACUUACCCGCCUCACUGCAGCAAGGAGUUGGGCUCCCUGGAGCUGGAGCGGACCGAGAAGAGCUUCAAAGUGUACCACGAAUGUUUCGGUCGGUGUAAAGGCUUGUUUGUGCCGGAGCUGUACGCGGGUCCGAGUGCCGCCUGCAUCCAGUGCAUGGAUUGCAGACUCAUGUUCCCCGCGCACAAGUUUGUGGUCCACAGUCACAAGAGACUGGAGAACCGGACGGUGCACUGGGGGUUCGACUCGGCCAACUGGCGGGCUUAUGUGCUCCUCGAUCCGGACUACAACGACAAAGAGGAGAAGAGUCACCUGGAGCAGCUGCUUAAAGAGAUGAAAGGGAAAUACGAUCUGUCGGGCAAACGGUCCAGUAAAUCGUGCAGAGCUCCCAGCCCCGUCCCAGGCAAGAGGUCAAAAUUCGACAAAUUACAGUCUCCAUCAGUUGACAAAGACAAGAAACCCGAAUGGCUACAAUCGCUGUCAAAGUCUGCACCCAAGGAUCUGAAACAGGUCCACAUGAAACAGAGGCCCUCCGCUUUCCGCCCCUGGUCUCCUAAAGCGGUGGAAAAAGAGAAACCAGCCCCUCAGAACGAGGCGGAGAGGUCCUUCUCGAAAGGUCAUGAGACUUUGGCGCCUCCCAACCCGACCCCAACCCCCCUCGCCCCUCCGCUCCAUCCCACGGACUGCCACGCUCCCGGCAGGGGGCCUGCAGCCGUCCCCGGGCCGCCUCAGGGGCUUCCUAAUGGAGACGCCAAACCGCCCCCGUCCACCACCACCACCAACACCACCGCCACCAACCAACCGGAAGACAUGGACACAGAUGGAGAGAUCGAUGUGGACGACUGUGACGACCGUCCAGUGCCGCCUUCCUCCCUGGCUUCUCCUCCUUCUCAGACCCCGGGCCCUCAGAGUUACGCCCGGCCUCAGGAGGCACCCGGCUGGCUGCCGGGGGCGGUUUGCCCGGACAUGGACGCCCUGAGACAGAUGCUGUACGGAGGUCCGGACAGCAAAGAGGCCCGGGAAAAACUGCUGCAGGAGAUUGUCAAGUUGAAAGUGAAGCAGGAGGAGAAGCUAUCUGCUGCCGUGCAAGCUAAACGCAGCCUUCAGCAGGAAUUGGAGUUUGUGAGGGUAGCAAAGAAAGGCCGUCUCCGCGAGGCCAUCGAAGCCAAGCGCAACCUGAGAAAGGAGAUCGAGCGCCUGCGCGUCGACUGGGAGAGGAAGAUGAGGGACGCGGAGGAGUCCUGCGGGCGGCUGAAGAGAGACUUGGAGCGGGAGAGACAGGUGCGAGUCUGCGACAAAGGCUGUGAGGCCGAACGUCUCCGGGUCAAGUACUCCACUCAGAUCGAAGGGCUGCACGUGCAGCUGCAGCAGGCGGAAGCCGACCGGGAGCAGCUGAGGCGGGAGCUUCAGCAGGAGAGAGAGGCUCGCCAGAGCCUGGAGAGUGUUGUCAAAGACCUUCAAGGCCAGCUGACCCUGCAGGCCGGCAGAAGCCCCCCCGGAGACCCCAAGGGCGGAAACACGGACGCACACAGACAGACCGCGCAGCACACCAACGCAUCCUAAAGUCGCACAUUCUGAGCUGGAGAAAGAGACUCAACGAAAAGGAGCAGGUUUCAGGACUUUGCUGCACCUCCCGUUGGGUGAAAAAGAGAACUCGGCAACAUGCAACGUCGGCCCCGUAGAGGAAAAAUCUGUCAUAUAUAAUAUGAUAUGAUAUAAAUCAAUAUUAUUAUUAUGACAAUAUAUUAAUUUUAUGAAAGAACUGGAAAGCAGCAUGAUGUCUCAGCAUGUUAUGAAGCGUGAAAGUAAGAAAGACUUUUUCAGCGAUGACCACAUCUCUUCAGUGACGUCAGGGACACCUGACGCUGUCCAAGGAUUUUAUUUAGGUAUAAGCUAUUCUAAGAUGUGCAAAUAUAUAGCCACAUAACACUACUUGAAUAUGAAGGGAAGAUACAUGUUGAGUGGUGGAUGAAACUCUUAGUGCCACAAAAUAUUGGUACACUCAAAGGUGUCAUUGCAGACCACUGGAACCAAGAGACACCAGUUUACCACUAUUUACUUUUAUUAUCCGCUUGCUUUUUAUAAGUAUGUAGAGGAUGUACUUUUUAAGAAAUAUCGCUUGCGCAGCACCGUUAUUCCACAGGCAAGAAAGAAAAAAAACAUACAUAUACAAACACGUACGCAUGUAUACCAGCUUGUCUACCUUUUGUAUUUUAUAAACACCUGCAGUAUUGGAGGUUAGGUGGUGCUUGCUUCAGGUCCACCACUGUUUUAUGCUUAGACAUUUUAUGAAAGUGUUACUUUUUAAUAUUAUAACGCAACUCUACGUGUUGUUUGAACAUUGUUUUAAAGUCCUUUUUUGCUAAAAAAAAAAAGAAAAGAAAAAAGCCACAUGAUGAAUAGCAAAUGCUCUUGCCCACAUUAGUGCAGAAAGGUCAACAAAUGCCCGCCUAAAAGAAACAUUUCAAUAGCUGUCUGUUUUUGUUGAAAUGCGGUACUUCUGAUUUUCUAUUGAGCAUUGUAAAAUAAUUUAUAUUCUAUAAUAAUUUGCUGCCUACCAACAGAAAGCAUUCAUUUUUAGUCACUGGUUCUAGGGCUCUUAAAUCAAAAAAAAAUGCUGUUUAUACGAACAACAUUUCUACAUAUAUACAAAAUAUGGAUAUAUAUUUUUUUACUUUAACAAAAGGAAUUGCACUUUUUAAAGACAAGAACAUUGCAGCGUGCAUUGUACUCCCUGUUACAUUUUUCCAAACAAAACAUGAACUUUGAAUUUAAAUACACUUUCCCUCAGUAUCCUCUCAUGUAAAUACAACGAUAUUGUAAAUAAGAUAUUUGUCGCUAUGUUUGCUUGCUCCAGACUUAAAAUUGAUUAUGAAUAUUAUUUUGAGCUCUUACUUGAAACCAAAAAAGAGACUAUAUUUGGAUUUGCGAAAACUGCAAUUUUGCUGUUGCAUCCCUGAGUAUUAUUGCAAUCACGGGGCCUUUAGCGGAAUGGAUGAACAAAGAGAGUGAAACCAUCAAAGGUCACAAGCCUGUCAGUAUAUUUUCAAGGUUUGACACACCAACAGAAUGUUAGAAUUUCUCCCUUGAUUUUGUUAUCUGAGAAGACGAUCUUUACUAUUUGAUGAACUAUAGAGUGUAUAUUACACGGCAGACCAAAAACUGAAAAACCCAUAUUAAAUAUCUGCACCACCAGCUCCCUCAUCAUACACAGUAGAAGCAAAACCUUCUAUUGGCUUCUUUCUUAGGUGCUCUCGUAUAUUUUAGACAAGAAACACUUAUGUCUUAUCAUUACCUAUGAUACCCUCGCUCUGUAUUUGUUGGGUACAGUGUAACAUCAAUAUCCAUUUUGUUAGCUGAUGCUGUUGUAGUUUUGGUUUUGAAGGG